UCGCCGCGCCCCCGUCCCCCGCCUUCCCCCCCCCCCUCCGGCUCCGCCUGGGCGCGGCCCCUCCCUGCGCCGUCCUUGGGCGAGCCGGGGCGCGAGCGCGCAUACGGCAGCGCUUGGCGGCGGCGGCAGCAGCAGCAGCAGCAGCGGCUUCAUCCGCCCGAAGCAUCAGCCGGGAAGGCGCGUUCUCGCCGCGCCGCUGCACCUCCCUCCUGCCGCUGCUCCCGCACCGGCCCCACGGCCAUGGAGCUGCCCGAGAGCCAGUGCAAGAAAGUCAAGCUGAGCAACAGGGCGCCGAGCUGGGGAAUGCAGAGGGCAACCAAUGUUACCUACCAAGCUCAUCAUGUCAGCAGGAAUAAGAGAGGCCAGGUGGUAGGAACAAGAAGCGGUUUUCGUGGAUGCACAGUCUGGUUAACAGGCCUAUCUGGUGCUGGGAAGACUACGGUUAGCAUGGCAUUGGAGGAGUAUUUAGUAUGCCAUGGCAUUCCGUGCUACACGUUGGAUGGUGACAAUAUUCGCCAGGGCCUUAAUAAGAAUCUGGGUUUCACACCAGAAGAUAGAGAAGAAAACGUCCGUCGAAUUGCCGAGGUUGCUAAACUGUUUGCAGAUGCUGGUUUGGUGUGCAUCACUAGUUUCAUCUCUCCCUAUACUCAGGAUCGUAAUAAUGCCAGACGAAUUCAUGAAGGUGCAAGUUUGCCCUUUUUUGAGGUAUUUGUGGAUGCUCCAUUGCAUGUCUGUGAGCAGAGAGAUGUUAAAGGACUCUACAAGAAAGCCAGGGCUGGAGAAAUUAAAGGCUUUACUGGAAUUGACUCAGAGUAUGAAAAACCUGAAGCCCCUGAGCUUGUCCUGAAAACUGACUCCUGUGAUGUGAAUGAUUGCAUACAGCAAGUUGUGGAACUUCUUCAAGAGAGGGACAUUGUGCCAGUGGAUGCCUCUUAUGAAGUGAAAGAGCUCUAUGUGCCAGAAAACAAGCUUAAGUUGGCCAAAACUGAUGCUGAGUCUCUGUUAACCUUGGAAAUAAAUAAGGUGGAUAUGCAAUGGGUGCAAGUGCUAGCAGAGGGCUGGGCAACACCGCUGAAUGGCUUUAUGAGGGAGAGGGAAUACCUACAGUGCCUUCACUUUGACUGUCUCCUUGAUGGGGGAGUUAUCAAUCUGUCAGUGCCUAUAGUGCUAACAGCUACACAGGAAGACAAGGAAAGACUGGAUGGAUGUACAGCGAUUGCCCUGGUGUACGGAGGACACCGCGUGGCCAUUCUCCGUAACCCUGAAUUCUAUGAACACAGGAAGGAGGAACGCUGUGCAAGGCAAUGGGGAACAACAUGCAAGGAACAUCCCUACAUCAAGAUGAUUAUGGAACAAGGGAACUGGCUUGUAGGUGGAGAUCUGCAGGUCCUUGAUCGUAUUUAUUGGAAUGAUGGACUUGAUCAAUACCGUCUCACUCCUGCUGAACUUAGGCAGAAGUUCAAGGAAAUGAAUGCUGAUGCUGUCUUUGCAUUCCAGUUACGCAACCCAGUGCACAAUGGGCAUGCUCUUUUAAUGCAGGAUACUCAUAAGCAGCUUUUAGAACGUGGCUACCGGCGACCAGUUUUGCUCUUGCAUCCACUUGGAGGCUGGACAAAGGAGGAUGACGUUCCUCUCAUGUGGCGCAUGAAGCAACAUGCUGCAGUACUGGAGGAGGGAAUCUUGAAUCCAGAAACGACGGUGGUAGCUAUAUUCCCUUCCCCCAUGAUGUAUGCUGGACCGACUGAGGUUCAGUGGCACUGCAGAUCACGGAUGGUUGCCGGAGCUAACUUCUACAUUGUAGGGCGAGAUCCAGCAGGAAUGCCACACCCUGACACUGGGAAAGAUCUGUAUGAGCCAACCCAUGGUGCCAAAGUGUUGACAAUGGCCCCAGGUCUCCGAGCAUUGGAAGUUGUGCCCUUCAGAGUCGCAGCUUAUAAUAAGAAAAAGAAGUGCAUGGACUAUUAUGACUCUGAGCACCAUGAAGACUUUGAAUUUAUAUCAGGGACCCGCAUGCGCAAGCUGGCUCGAGAAGGACAGAACCCACCGGAAGGCUUCAUGGCUCCCAAGGCCUGGACUGUGCUGACAGAAUACUACAAAUCCUUGGAGAAGGCUUAGGCCUCUUAUUAACUGCAGAUCAACCUUUGACACCUGAUUUAUUAACAAGAAGGGGACCACACAUUCACCAUUUGUGUUGCUUUGUUGUGGUGUCUGUCAAGAAGUUCUUCUCUGAAAACAGACUUUCUCCCUAACUUAGCAUCAUUCUUUGCCUGUCCUUAUGGGUUCUAUUAUAUCCUGGCACCUAACUGUCGCUUCUAAUGUCGUCUCUUUUAUUACAGUUAAUAUUCUUGCAGUAGGAUUUUUAACUCUUGUCUUUUUUAUAUUUUACUGCCUCUGUCCUAUGAGUUCUGCAGCUGUUAAAUUGAUGCAGCGUUUUCACAUGUUAUUUAAACUGUUGGGUAGUUUUUGGUUUUAGUAGUUUGUAGGAGAAAAUGUAACAGUUAGAUCCUUUAUGAUGGAUAGAUGCUCUGUAAGUGGAAAGAGUAAAUAAGUUUUAAAACUAUUGUAAAAGUAUACUAAAUCUUUUUCUCAUCAGCGUCUCCAGAAGCAUUUAAUAUUAAUUCCUUGCUACGUGUAAUCAAAAAGCAGAGUUCUUUAUGCAGUGUAAUUAAACUUUUUAUUUUUUGCUUUC
This is a messenger RNA of Dromaius novaehollandiae (emu), 2689 nucleotides long. It is a transcript of the gene PAPSS1, whose product is annotated as 3'-phosphoadenosine 5'-phosphosulfate synthase 1. Gene Ontology annotation, biological process: sulfate assimilation; 3'-phosphoadenosine 5'-phosphosulfate biosynthetic process. The record is from RefSeq and is a predicted model, not a curated record. Gene Ontology annotation, molecular function: sulfate adenylyltransferase (ATP) activity; ATP binding; adenylylsulfate kinase activity. Lineage: Eukaryota; Metazoa; Chordata; Aves; Casuariiformes; Dromaiidae. Bases 241 to 2115 code for a protein of 624 amino acids. The transcript has 12 exons.